AUGUUUCUUCAGGGACAAGAGUUAAACAAUGAAACAGUCCAAUCUGAAUUUCUUCUCCUGGAAUUCUCAAAUAUUCGAGGGCUGCAAAUUCCACUCUUCAUUGGAUUCCUUGCCUUUUACCUGGCAGCAGUCGUGGGAAACAUUCUCAUCAUCUCUGCAGUUGCCUCUGACCACCACCUGCAUACCCCCAUGUACUUCUUUCUCAUGAACCUGGCCAUACUGGAUGUGGGUCAAGUGUCCAUCAUCUUCCCCAAAGCCAUGGCCAACUCCCUCAUGAACUGCAGGCACAUUUCUUACUCUGGGUGUGUGGCUCAGGUCCUCUUGUAUGUCUUCUUUAUAGUUUCUGAUUUCUUUCUUCUCACUGUCAUGGCGUAUGAUCGGUAUGUUGCCAUUGGCAAUCCAUUGCAAUAUGAGAAGCUGAUGAAUAAGCAAUCCUGCAUUCAAAUAAUUACUACUGUAUGGAUCCUUAGUUUUUGUAGUGCUGUGUUACACACUGGAGGGACCUUUGCAGCUCCCUUUUGCUCAAAUGUGGUCAAUCAGUUUUUUUGUGAAAUCCCCCAUUUACUUAAGCUUGCUUGCUCUGAAUCGAACCUGUUUGAAACCGGAGUCCUUUCCUUAGUUGUUAUCUUUAGCUUAGUGUGUUGUAUUUUCAUUGUUGUGAGUUAUGUGCACAUCUUUGCUGUAGUUCUAAGAAUCCCUUCUGUGCGGGGGAGGCAAAAAACUUUCUCAACUUGCCUUCCUCAUCUCAUUGUUUUCUCCACACUAAUAGUCACAGGAUAUUUUGCUUACCUCAGGCCAACCUCUAACUCUACCUCACAUCUGGAUUUGGCAUUUACUUUGGUAUAUACCAUGGUCCCACCCUUGAUGAAUCCAGUAAUCUACAGCAUGAGGAACAAGGACAUCAAACAUGCUCUGACAAGGUUAUUUGGUAUUUGUUGGUCUUCUAGUAAAGUGUUCUCCAGUCUUGUUCUGCAAAAGUGA
Molecule: messenger RNA, 981 nt
Organism: Varanus komodoensis (Komodo dragon)
Lineage: Eukaryota; Metazoa; Chordata; Lepidosauria; Squamata; Varanidae
Product: olfactory receptor 14A16-like
Exons: 1
Coding region: 1-981 (326 amino acids)
Biological process (GO): G protein-coupled receptor signaling pathway
Cellular component (GO): membrane
Molecular function (GO): G protein-coupled receptor activity; olfactory receptor activity
Source: RefSeq, a predicted model, not a curated record